Miscanthus lutarioriparius is the source of this 1419-nucleotide messenger RNA. Lineage: Eukaryota; Viridiplantae; Streptophyta; Magnoliopsida; Poales; Poaceae. The record is from the annotation of a GenBank genome assembly.
AUGCCACCGCGCGCAUCGCUCCUCCUCCGCCGCCGCCUCUCCACCCGCCCGCCUCACCGCGAUCACACCAAAGUCGCCGCGCUGCUAGGGGUCCUCAACUCGGCGCCGCCGUCCUCCACGUCGCUCUCACACGCGCUCUCCCGCGCCUUCCCGUCACCCUCCGACGCCUUCCCUCUCCGCAGGCUGCCUCACCUCCUCCCGCAGCUCCCCUCCCCGCUUCUCUCCCUCCGCUUUCUCCUAUGGCGCCUGACCUCGUCCUCCCCGCUACCCUCCCAGCACGCUCUCUCCUCACUCGCCGCCUCGCUCCCCGACCUCUCAUCCUCCGUGCCGCUCCUCCUCUCGUCCUCCCCACGGCCCCUCCCGCUCCCGCACUAUUCCCUCCUUCUCAACAUAUCCGCUCACGCCGGUCUCUUCCCUGCCUCCCUCGCCGUCCUGCGCCAUAUGCGGUCCUUCGGCCUCAUGCCCGGCGCCGCCUGCUUCCACCACGCCCUUCGCGCGGCGGGCUCCGCCGGCGAUGUCUCGGCGGUGCUUGAGAUCAUGUCUGGGUCCGGCGCCUGUCCUACCGUGCCCGUGAUCGUGGCCGCGGUGCAUAAACUGGCGUCGGCUGGGGACUUCGAAGUCGCCUACCGGCUGAUCGACAAAAUGCCGGAGUUCGGGUGUGUGCCCAAUGCGGUGGUUUACACGGCAGUGCUCGACGGGAUGUGCAGUUUUGGGAACGUGGAUGCGGCGUUGAGGCUGAUGGAGGCGAUGGAGGGCAGUGAGUUUGGUGCAAACUGUGCACCCACCGUGGUGACCUAUACGUGUUUGGUGAAAUGCCUCUGUGGGAAGGGGAGGGCGGCCGAGGCUCUUGCUGUGCUGGAUAGGAUGGCAGAGAGAGGGGUGAUGCAAAACUGUGUUUUUAUGCGGACGCUGGUCGAAGGGUUUUGCACUGAGCAGAGGGUUGUCGACGCGUAUGAUGUGGUGGAGCGUGUAGUUGGUGAUGGGAGUGUUUCGAGUACACAGUGCUACAAUGUUCUACUCAUUUCCUUGUGGAAAGUUGGCAUGGAAGAAGAAGCUGAAGGACUGGCACAGAGGAUGAUGAUGAAAGGGGUGCAGCUGACCCCACUCGCUGGCAGUUCCAUGGUGAGGGAGCUGUGCGGAAGGAAGAGGUCGUUGGAUGCUUGCUACUGGCUGGGAUUGAUGGAGGAGAACGGGGUGUUGUGUGACUCUGAUGUGUAUGGUAGCUUGUUGCUUGGGCUGUGUGAGGAAGGCCACAUUCAUGAGGCAUCAACAUUGGGAAGGAAGGUUGUCGACAGGGGGAUCCUCAUAGAAGUAUCUUGUGCUGACCGUUUAGUGGAGUUGCUGAAUCAAUAUGGUGAUGAGGAGCUUGCGUCACAUAUAUUGGGAUUGAGAAGGCGCCCUGAAGGGUUGUCAUUUUAA